Messenger RNA from Tachysurus fulvidraco (yellow catfish), 1050 nucleotides. It is a transcript of the gene lrrc51, whose product is annotated as leucine rich repeat containing 51. The transcript is spliced from 4 exons. The record is from RefSeq and is a predicted model, not a curated record. Bases 94 to 678 code for a protein of 194 amino acids. NCBI's taxonomy places the organism in Eukaryota, Metazoa, Chordata, Actinopteri, Siluriformes, Bagridae.
UGCUAUGGUAACCGUUAAUGUUUGAAACUAUUAGUGAUUGUUUGCUUUGUUGUGUGGUAGAAUGUUAUAAAGUUGUGUUUAAAGUGUAAGUUUAUGUUAAAGAUGUUCGUGGCUCCUGUGGACUUCUCUUUUAAAGCCCUGGGCUCAAUAGAAGGUGUUCUAUCAGAAGAGCCAAACAAAGGAGCACACACACCUUGGAGAAACUCAGAGGGGAAAUUUGCUAGCCGUGUUCUCCGUCUCAACAACAACCUUUUAUCAAACACGACCGGACUCAUGGAGACACUGUCUGCUUUAUUCGUCGAGCCAAAACGAAUCGCCUGGCUCGACCUGUCCUUCAACAACAUCACACACAUUCACCCGGUCCUCACUGAACUGGUGGAGUUGCGUGUCUUGUAUCUCCAUGGUAACUCGGUGUGUAAUUUCUCUGAGGUGGACAAACUCGGGGCAUUACCGCGCUUGCAUACCAUCACGCUUCACGGGAACAAUAUAGAGACUCAACAUGGCUACAGAAACUACGUGAUCACCGUCCUUCCUCAUCUGAAAAUGAUGGACUUCAGUGCAGUCACCAAACAGGAGCGAGUCAUGGCCUACAUCUGGCGAAGGCCCAGGAGGAGCCACAAAGUCAAUCGGACCACAGAAAACAUUUCAAAGAGAUCAUUAACAUUUAGAAGAAAGUAGAUCAUUCUUUAACAAACAUUUACGCACAUCAUCACACACUUGUGCGGGUCUUCCUCACAUCGCCAUAAUGUUUUGAUGCACACGACUGUACAGAAUGCCUUCGUUUGCUAGAAUUACAAUUUCCCUUCACACCGUUUCAGCACGAACACAAUUCCAACAUCUGAGUGGAAAGAAUUUCCAGAAGUAUAUAAUAAAAGCGAAGGAUAACAAAUCUGGAAACGAUUCGCAGGGCUGUCAAGUGUCACGCAUUGAGAGUCAGUCACGCAUUUUGGUCUUUUCUCACGCUCUCCCGCCACACAUCGUAUUUCUCACGCAGAAAAACUUUACGACUAUUUGUAAUAUAUUUAAUAAGCCGCAGCACCCAAAACGUAU